AUGGGCGCCUAUUCAAGGUACAACCAGAUUUUCAUGGACCCUGCUGAUAGCGAGCAUACGACAUUUAUUACCGACCGCGGGUUGUACUGUUACAAUGUUAUGCCUUUCGGCUUGAAGAAUGCAGGGGCAAUGUACCAAUGGCUCGUCAAUCAGAUUUUUGCUAAACACAUCGGCGACAUUAUGGAGGUGUAUGUUGACGACAUGUUGGUGAAAAGCCGAACGGUAGGGGGGCAUCUGGAAAACUUAGCCCUCAUGUUCGGUAUACUGAAAGACUACCGAAUGAGGUUGAACCCAACGAAGUGCGCCUUCGGUGUAUCGUCGGGGAAAUUUCUUGGAUUCAUGAUCAGCCAAAGAGGAAUCGAGGCCAACCCGAGAAAAUCAAAGCCAUAA
Prunus armeniaca (apricot) is the source of this 390-nucleotide messenger RNA. The record is from the annotation of a GenBank genome assembly. Lineage: Eukaryota; Viridiplantae; Streptophyta; Magnoliopsida; Rosales; Rosaceae.